AUGAGAGACUCAGUGGCCUUUGAGGAUGUUAAUGUGGAGUUCACCACGGAUGAGUGGGCUUUCCUGGAUCCAACCCAGAAGAAAUUCUACACAGAUGUGAUGUUGGAAACAUUCUGGAACCUGGCAUCUGUGGCAUGUAUUUUGGAAGAACAAUGUGAUGACCAUGACAAGGAACAUCAGUAUGAAAAUCAUGGGAGGAAUCUUAGCAAUCAUAUGGUAGAGAAAAUCUGGACAAGGAAGGAUGGUAGUCAAUGCAGAGAAAACUUCUGCCAGAUUCCAAAUCAUAAUGAAAAGAAGGAAAUUCCUGAAAUAAAACAACCUAAAUGCAGGUUGUGUAGGCAACUCUUUAUACGUUACUUAUCCUUGAAUAAUCACCUGAACUCUCACAUUAGACGCAAACUGUACCUGUUUCAGGAAUAUGAAGAAAAACCUUAUAAGUAUAAGGAACCUGAGAAAGCUUUAAAGCCUCACCGACAUACUCAGAGCCAUGAAGGCAGCCCCAAUGGGAAAACUUUCCAUUAUUCAACUGCCCUUAGAAAUCAUGAAAGGACGCAUAUUCCUAGGAAACCCUAUGAGUGUGAGCAAUGUGGGAAAGGCUUUAGACGUCUCAUUAACUUUAAACAUCACAAAAAUACUCAUAGUGAAGAGAAACCAUAUCAAAGUAAACAAUGUGGUAAAGCUUUCAGUUCUCCCAAGUACUCUGGAAAAAAUAAAAGAACACACACUGGAAAAAAGCCCUAUGAAUGUAAGAAAUCUGGUAAAGCAUUCAGUUCCACUUCUCUUAGAAAUCAUGAAAGAACACGUACAGGCAAGAAACCUUAUGAAUGUAAGCAAUGUGGGAAAGUCUUCAGUUUGCUCAGUUCUCUUAGAAGUCAUCAAAGAAGUCAUGAAGAAAAGAAGCCUCAUGAAUGUAAGGAAUGUGGCAAAACUUUCCUUUAUCCCUCUUACCUUAGAGUUCAUGAAAGAAUGCAUACUGGGGAAAAACCCUAUAAAUGCAAGCAAUGUGGGAAAGCUUUCACAUUUAUCAGUUCUCUUAGAAAUCAUGGAAAAACACAUACUGCAGAGAAACCCAUUCAGUGUAAACAGUGUGGGAAAGCUUUCACAUAUAUCAGUUCUCUUAGAAAUCAUGAAAGAACACAUACUGCAGAGAAACCCAUUCAAUGUGAACAAUGUGGGAAAGCCUUCCAUUCUAGCAGCUCUCUUGUUCAACAUCAAAGAAGUCAUGCCGGAAAAAUGCCUUAUGAAUGUAAGGAAUGUGGUAAAACUUUCCUUUAUCCCUCUUUCCUUAGAAUGCACGAAAGAAUCCAUACUGGCGAAAAACCCUAUGAAUGUAAGCAAUGUGGGCUAGCUUUCACACAUCCCAGUUCUCUUAAAAAACAUGAAAGAACACAUAUUGCAGAGAAACCCAUUCAUUGUAAACAAUGUGGGAAAGCUUUCAUAGACUCCACUUUUCUUAAAAAUCAUGAAAGGAUCCAUACUGGGGAGAAACCUUAUGAGUGUAAACAAUGUGGGAAAGCUUUCCAUUAUAGCAGCUCUCUUGUUAAUCAUAAAAAAAAUCAUCACAACAAGAAGCCUCAUGAAUGUAAGGAAUGUGGUAAAACUUUUCCUUAUCCUUCUUUCCUUAGAAAUCAUGAAAGAAUGCAUACUGGGGAAAAACCUUUUGAAUGUAAACAAUGUGGGAAAGCUUUCAUACAUGCCAAUUUUCUUAGAAAUCAUGAAAGGAUCCACACUGGAGAGAAACCCUAUGAAUGUAAGCAAUGUGGGAAAGCCUUCCAUUCUAGCAGCUCUCUUAAAAAACAUAAAAAAACUCAUGACAGAAAGAAGCCUCACGAAUGUAAGGAAUGUGGUAAGACAUUCUGUCGGCCCUAUCGCCUUAGAGAGCAUGAAAGAAUUCAUACUCUGGUAA
Messenger RNA from Pipistrellus nathusii (Nathusius's pipistrelle), 1906 nucleotides. Lineage: Eukaryota; Metazoa; Chordata; Mammalia; Chiroptera; Vespertilionidae. The record is from the annotation of a GenBank genome assembly.